Molecule: messenger RNA, 966 nt
Organism: Vicia faba (fava bean)
Lineage: Eukaryota; Viridiplantae; Streptophyta; Magnoliopsida; Fabales; Fabaceae
Source: the annotation of a GenBank genome assembly
AUGUUGCCUCGUGAAGAUCCGGGUUCGUGUUCAACUCAGCUUUUGAAUGUGAAACAAGAACCUUAUGAACAGAGAGGACCAAAUCUACCUUCUACGCCAGUAGAUCUUUCUUUUCAUAUAGGUCUUACUGGUGCAGAAUCAGUUAGGAACAUUCCAGCUUCUUCAAGAGUGGAGGCCGGUGAUCAUAGUUUGGAAAGUUCGGAGGUUCGUCCUCCUCUUAAACCACAACCUUCCGGCACUAUUAAGGCUAAGAGCGAGGAUAAUCAUGAGAAGUUAGGUGGCUGUUCCACUUCUAAUGUAGCAGAUAAUGCAAGAGCUAUUAAUGGAAAUGUCUCGUGUUGUCCAAACAAUUACCGUCAGAAAGGUCCUCGUAUUGCAAAGGUUGUAUGUCGUAUCAACUGCAACGUUGAGCCUUUGGAAUUUGGAAUUGUAUUUUCUGGAAAGUCCAGGUGCAGCAGUCAGGCUAUUUUUCCAAAGGGAUUUAGAAUCCGUGUUCGAUAUAUAAAUAUCUUAGAUCCGUGCAGUACAUGCUACUAUAUUUCAGAAAUUCUUGAUGCUGGACGCGGUUCUCCUUUAUUUAUGGUUUCCUUGGAAAAUAGUCCAAAUGAGGUCUUCAUUCGUAUGUCCGCAAUAAAAUGCUGGGAUCUGGUUAGAGAAGUUGUGAGUCUUUUAGAUAAGCAAAUACAAGAAAUGAAGUUAAUGACAAAUGCGAUAAGAAGAUUGGAAGGGCAAGAAGAUCUCCGAGCCAGUCAAACAAGUUCGAAGCGACUGGUUGUGAAUGGCAAGGCAGACUAUGACUUGCAUUCAGAGAGAUCAUUAUCCCCGCCUGCAUCUGUUGAACCAUCAGGUCCUCCUCAUCCAAAAUCAUAUAUGGAGAUAAUGGCCAUGGUCCAAAGAGGGGAGAAGCCUUCUAACAUCAGAGAGAUCAAUGAUUUACCCCCCCAACCCAAGUCAACAGCCAUCUGA